AUGACUGUACAUAAUCCGCUCAGCUACCCUACGUCCAAGAGACCCUUCUCUCUGGAUACUUUCCAAGAUCCUCCAAGGGAGUACCGCGGUGCUCCAUUCUGGGGAUGGGUCACCAAACAGGAGAAGAAAUCUACCCUCGAGCAGAUCGAUAUGUUCGAGGAGAUGGGUAUGGGAGGGUUUCAUAUGCAUACGAGAGUAGGAUUAGACGUACCUUAUAUGGGUGAGGAGUUCAUGGAUAUUGUCGAAGGGUGUGUCGAGACUGCUAAGAAGAAGGGGAUGUACGCCUUUCUUUAUGAUGAGGAUAGAUGGCCAAGUGGUUUUGCCGGUGGAAAGGUUUUAGAGGGACAUCCGGAAUUGAGGCAUCAGCAUCUUCUGUUCACGCCUUGGGCAUAUGGUGAAGAGAUUGGUUAUACCAAGCCCACCUUCCCCAUCGCCAACGCCGCUCCAAUGCGAAGUGAACUCGGUGAUCUCCUAGCCACCUACGCCAUCAAAUUAGAUAACGGUCGUCUAGCGUCAUCCCGUCGUAUCUCUUCGACUGAUGAUAUCCAAUCAGAUGAAAGGGUAUGGUAUGCCUAUGCCGAACCUCUCCCCGAUAGUGGGUUCUUCGGUGAUCAGACAUAUACAGAUCUAUUAAGUGAAGAUAUGACGAAACGAUUCGUCAAACUCACUCAUGAAGUAUAUAAGAAACAUGUUGGUGACGAAUUCGGUAAAUCCAUUCCAUCCAUGUUCACAGACGAACCUCAAAUCUGUCCCAUGUCAACUCUGAGCGUAGCAGAGAAACUCCAAGAUGUCUUUUUGCCCUGGACGAGAGAUAUCGUCAAUUCCUUCAAGCAAGCUAAAGGAGGUGAUCUCCUGGAAAUACUACCUUAUUUAAUCUGGGAUCCAGUGAAUCAAGAUGCCAAUAUUGCCAAAUACCAAUUUUUAGAUCAUGUCUGUGAAUUGUUUGCAUCGAAUUAUAUGGGUGUGUUGGCCAAAUGGUGUGCGAAGAAUAACUUGUAUUGUACUGGUCAUCUCAACGGGGAACCGACACUUGCCUCUCAAGCUGCCCAGAACGGAGAGUGCAUGCGAUGUUAUCGCGAGAUGCAAUUCCCAGGUAUCGACAUGCUGUGCGAUAAGAAGGAACUCAAUACUGCCAAACAGGCUGCAUCUGUCUCACGUCAGUAUGGUCGUUCGGGUCUGAUGAGUGAACUGUACGGUGUGACGGGGUGGCAGUUCACUUUUGAAGGUCAUAAAGGCCAAGGAGAUUGGCAAGCUGCUUUAGGAGUUACUUUAAGGGUACACCACCUGUUCUGGUCAACGAUGGAGGGAGAGGCCAAGAGAGAUUACCCUGGUUGUAUAGGUUAUCAAUCACCUUGGUGGAAAGAAUACAAAUCGAUUGAAGAUCAUUUUGCCCGUGUCAACUCUGCUUUAACCAGAGGUAGACCUCUAACUAGAGUAGCGGUCAUCCACCCAAUCGAAAGUUAUUGGUUAUGCUUUGGACCUAAGGAUCAAAAUUCAGAAGAACUAGAAUAUAGGGAAAAAGCGUUUGCAGAAUUGACUGAAUGGUUACUCAAAGGUCAUAUCGAUUUCGAUUUCAUCUCUGAAUCUCUCUUCCCAGACCAAACUGAUAUCAGCUCUAUUGGCAAAACCCUACCCGUCGGUCAUUGUAAUUACGAAGCUGUCAUCGUACCGAACCUACGUACGAUUCGAUCUACCACGCUAGUAAGAUUACAGAAGUUCGCAGAGAAAGGUGGUAAAGUCAUUAUUGCUGGUAUAGCCCCUACUCUUGUCGAUGCACAAAUCCCAGCUUACCCUCUCGAAAUCAACAAGGCGGUUAGUCUACCUUGGUCAAAAGCUCAGAUCCUCUCUGCGCUAUACCUCCACCGAGAUCUGGAUAUGAUCGUCAGCGAUACCACGCUUUAUCGAGCCCAGGGCAAUCGAGCGGAUUCACUGUUCUACCAAAUGAGACAGGAUGGGGAUGCACGAUAUGUCUUUAUCUGUAACACAGAUAGGAAGGAGCCAUGUCCUGUUGUGUUGAAUAUCACAGGAGAAUGGGCAGUGGAAGCUCUCGAAACCUUUAAUGGGUCUUCUUGGGAAGUGAAGACUGAGCAAGCCAACGGUCGGACUACCUUCAAAUACUGGUUUGACGGUUGUGAGAGUGUUGUUCUGCGACUCAAGCCAGGAAAGGCCGGUCCCAAUGCUAAAGAUCAAACCGUUCUCAGAAGACAUUACAAGCAAGUUGCCGAUGUCAAACUCCAAUCAGUGUCAUUGGAAGAACCCAAUACUCUUUUACUUGAUUACUGUGAUUACAAAUGGAACGACGAGCCCUGGCAAGGUCCCGAGGAAGUCUUAGCAGUUGAUCAACUCAUGAGAAGACGUUUAGGUUUAUUCCUCAAAGGAGCGAAAUUCCGUCAACCGUAUACCAUCCCUCAAUCUAAACGACAACCUAUCGGUAAACUCAGAUUAAGAUUCGCUAUCAAUUCGAAGAUCGAUGUUCAAUCUAGUUCGUUGGCGAUCGAAUCUCCAGAUAAAGUAAAGGCCUAUUUAGAUUCCACGCCUAUCGACUUGACUCCCAACGGUUGGUGGGUAGAUAAAUCAAUUAAAACGAUCCCUUUCCCCUCUCUAUCAGCUGGUAAACAUUCGUUAGAAUUGGAAUACGAUUAUGGAAUGUUAACGAACUUGGAGAGAGUCUAUCUACUUGGUGAUUUCGGUGUCGAAAUUAGAGGUAGGACCACGACGAUCGUUCCGCUCAAUUUGGAUCAGAUCGAAUUUGGUGAUAUCACAAGACAAGGAUUACCUUUUUACUCUGGUAAUUUAACUUAUCAUUGUACUUUCGAAUCUCCCCCUUCGCAAUCCCCACAAGAAGGAACGGAUAAGGAUAAACUUGCGAUUAGAGUAGCUCAUUUUGCUGGACCGGCCGUCUCAGUCGAUAUUGACAAUAAACGAUCCGCUUUAUUAGUUCAUGAACCGUACGCUUUCGAACUUGGUCAAAUAGAAAGAGGCGAACAUAAAGUAGAUUUCACAUGUUAUGGAAAUCGACAUAAUGCCUUUGGAGCUGUACACUUGGUGCCCAACAAAACGAAUUGGUUGAAUGCGGAUUCAUGGAGAAGCGAUUAUGAUUGGUGGUCUGAGGAAUAUGUUUUAGGUCAAGUUGGGAUACUCAAUGCUCCUAGAGUGGAAGUACCUGGGUUGGAAGUUCCUAAACAGAUUAGAAGAGGUUUGGUUCUGCAUGUGUAA
Molecule: messenger RNA, 3216 nt
Organism: Kwoniella botswanensis
Lineage: Eukaryota; Fungi; Basidiomycota; Tremellomycetes; Tremellales; Cryptococcaceae
Exons: 6
Coding region: 1-3216 (1071 amino acids)
Source: RefSeq, a predicted model, not a curated record